AUGGCUGACCCGGCUGCGGGGCCGCCGCCGAGCGAGGGCGAGGAGAGCACGGUGCGCUUCGCCCGCAAAGGCGCCCUCCGGCAGAAGAACGUGCACGAGGUGAAGAACCACAAAUUCACAGCCCGCUUCUUCAAGCAGCCCACCUUCUGCAGCCACUGCACCGACUUCAUCUGGGGCUUCGGGAAGCAAGGAUUCCAGUGCCAAGUCUGCUGUUUUGUCGUGCACAAGCGGUGCCAUGAGUUUGUCACUUUUUCCUGCCCAGGAGCUGACAAGGGUCCAGCCUCCGAUGACCCCCGGAGCAAACACAAGUUCAAGAUCCACACAUACUCCAGCCCCACGUUUUGUGACCACUGUGGGUCACUGUUGUAUGGACUCAUCCACCAGGGGAUGAAAUGUGACACCUGCAUGAUGAACGUCCACAAGCGCUGCGUGAUGAACGUCCCCAGCCUCUGCGGCACAGACCACACGGAGCGCCGCGGCCGCAUCUACAUCCAGGCCCACAUCGAGAGGGAGGUCCUUAUCGUUGUCGUAAGAGAUGCUAAAAACCUUGUACCUAUGGACCCUAAUGGCUUGUCAGAUCCUUACGUGAAACUGAAACUGAUUCCUGAUCCCAAGAGUGAGAGCAAGCAGAAGACCAAAACCAUCAAGUGCUCCCUCAACCCGGAGUGGAACGAGACAUUUAGAUUCCAGCUGAAAGAGUCCGACAAAGACAGAAGACUGUCUGUAGAGAUUUGGGAUUGGGAUCUGACCAGCAGGAAUGACUUCAUGGGAUCUUUAUCGUUUGGGAUUUCUGAACUGCAGAAAGCUGGUGUUGAUGGCUGGUUUAAGUUACUGAGCCAGGAGGAAGGCGAGUACUUCAAUGUACCUGUGCCACCGGAAGGCAGUGAGGGCAAUGAGGAACUGCGGCAGAAAUUUGAGAGGGCCAAGAUCAAUCAGGGGACCAAGACUCCUGAAGAAAAGACGACUAACACCAUAUCCAAAUUUGACAACAACGGGAACAGGGACCGGAUGAAACUGACCGAUUUUAACUUCCUGAUGGUGCUUGGAAAAGGCAGCUUUGGCAAGGUCAUGCUCUCAGAGCGGAAGGGCACAGAUGAGCUGUAUGCCGUGAAGAUCCUGAAGAAGGACGUGGUGAUUCAAGAUGAUGACGUGGAAUGCACGAUGGUAGAGAAGCGGGUGCUGGCCCUGCCCGGGAAGCCGCCCUUCCUGACCCAGCUGCAUUCCUGCUUCCAGACCAUGGACCGCCUGUACUUUGUGAUGGAGUAUGUGAAUGGUGGCGACCUCAUGUACCACAUCCAACAAGUGGGCCGGUUCAAGGAACCUCACGCUGUAUUUUAUGCUGCAGAAAUUGCCAUCGGUCUGUUCUUCCUACAGAGCAAGGGCAUCAUUUACCGAGACCUGAAACUUGACAAUGUGAUGCUGGAUUCUGAGGGUCACAUCAAGAUCGCUGAUUUCGGCAUGUGUAAGGAAAACAUCUGGGACGGAGUGACAACCAAGACCUUCUGUGGCACUCCAGACUACAUCGCCCCUGAGAUAAUUGCUUAUCAGCCCUAUGGGAAGUCCGUGGAUUGGUGGGCAUUCGGAGUCCUGCUGUAUGAGAUGUUGGCUGGGCAGGCACCCUUUGAAGGGGAGGAUGAAGAUGAGCUCUUCCAGUCUAUCAUGGAACACAACGUGGCUUAUCCAAAGUCCAUGUCCAAGGAAGCUGUGGCCAUCUGCAAAGGGCUGAUGACCAAACAUCCGGGCAAACGUCUGGGUUGUGGACCUGAAGGUGAACGUGACAUCAAAGAGCACGCGUUUUUCCGGUAUAUUGACUGGGAGAAACUUGAACGCAAAGAGAUUCAACCCCCGUAUAAGCCGAAAGCCUGUGGGCGAAAUGCUGAAAACUUCGACCGGUUUUUCACCCGCCAUCCACCAGUCCUAACACCUCCUGACCAGGAAGUCAUCAGGAAUAUUGACCAAUCAGAAUUCGAAGGAUUUUCCUUUGUUAACUCUGAAUUUUUAAAACCUGAAGUCAAGAGCUAA
Molecule: messenger RNA, 2022 nt
Organism: Mesoplodon densirostris (Blainville's beaked whale)
Lineage: Eukaryota; Metazoa; Chordata; Mammalia; Artiodactyla; Ziphiidae
Gene: PRKCB
Product: protein kinase C beta
Exons: 17
Coding region: 1-2022 (673 amino acids)
Biological process (GO): protein phosphorylation
Molecular function (GO): diacylglycerol-dependent serine/threonine kinase activity; ATP binding; zinc ion binding
Source: RefSeq, a predicted model, not a curated record